Molecule: messenger RNA, 612 nt
Organism: Helobdella robusta
Lineage: Eukaryota; Metazoa; Annelida; Clitellata; Rhynchobdellida; Glossiphoniidae
Exons: 4
Coding region: 1-612 (203 amino acids)
Source: RefSeq, a predicted model, not a curated record
AUGCCAACAUUUAUACAAACCUACUUUCAAACAUACAAACAUAAAACAAAAUAUCAAGAAGCGAGGCAAACUCAUCAACAACAAUCUAACCAAAUAACGUCCAAAUCAUCAGACAACAACUCAAAUAACCUCAAAAUCAUCAACAACAACCCAAAUAACAUCAAAUUUAUUAACAACAACCCAAAUAACAUCAAAAUCAUCAACAACAACUCAAAUAACAUCAAAAUCAUCAAAAGCAACCCAAAUAACAUCAAAUUCAUCAACAACAACCCAAAUAACACCAAAUUCAUCAACAACAGCACAAACAGCAUCGCCAGUAACAAUUACAUAACAGAUCGACACGUUUACAUCAGUUUCACCGUCGAUUUCGACAACGUCAUCACCAACCUCAUGUUUGUCAUUGGCAGAAUCCUUAGUGACGUCAUUAUCAUCGAUUUCGCUGUCGCCAUCAAGAUUCUCAAAAUUGCACUGCUUUCCUAUCCAUACUUCGAGUUGUUAAUUUCAGACGAUUGUCGAGAGCAGCGCAAUUCUUUCGUUGUUGAAAAACAAAUGACACCACUGUUGAUUAUGUAUUUACAAAUGUACAACGACACCCUCACAACAAAUAGAUAG